AGGAAAGUCCCUGGAGAGAACUGAGUUUCCAACACUGAGAGUCCCCCAGGAGUUCUGCAAAUGACUUUUGGUGUUUUUAAUGCAGGAUUUCUGGACCGCUGUGAACCUUGAUGGCGGCUUGUCAUUCUGCAACAGGCAGCAUGGCUGAAGGUGAGUCUUUUCCUGAUACUGACCAUCCUGAGGUAGCACCACAAAUUUCUGGAGUGCUGCAUGGUUUGCUUAUGACUUCAAGAUGGCAGAGACUGGCAGAGAAGGAUGAGCCCAGGGAAAACACAUGUAAUAAACGAAAAUCUGCCCUUAUUCCCUUAUGGGGGACGCAAGAGCCCUUACAGAGUCCUUUGUAGGUUCUCCAUCGGUCAGAGAAAAGAACAGAGGCCAGCCAGAGAAUAUAAUAAUAAUAAUAUCUUUAUUGUCAUUGCCCCCUUCGGGGACAACGAAAUUACUUGACUGCUCCAUAAAAACACUAAUUAAACAAUAUAGUAUAAUACAGCAAGGGAGAUUAGAUGACUUUCAAAGUCCGGGCUUCCCAUUCAGGGCCGAGAUCGCUCUGGAGAAGAAGCUGUUCUUAAGACGGCUCGUUCUUGUCUUCAUCGUCCUGUAUCUCCGUCCCGACGGCAAGAGCUCGAAGAGACAGUGACCAGGAUGCGAUGGAUCUUUUACUAUGUCCAGUGCCUUCCUAUGGCACCUUGUGGCAUAAAUCUGCUCUAAGGUGGAGAGUGGGCAGCCAACAAUGCUCUCUGCUGCCUUAACAACCCUGCACAACCCCAUCCUGUCCUGGGUAGUACAGCUUCCGUACCACACACAUAAGCCAUAAGUAAGCACGCUCUGAAUGGCACAGUGAUAGAAGGCAAGCAGCAGUUUCUGCGGAAGAUGGUUUUUCCUCAGUAUUCUCAAAAAGUACAGUCUCUGCUGCGCCUUCUUCACAAGCCCCCUUGUGUUGACACUCCAGGACAGAUCCUCUUGUAAUUCAAUGCCCAAAAAUCUGAACGUUGUUACCCUCUCCACACAGACCCCAUCAAUCAAAAGUGGCUGGACGUUGCUCUUCUGUCUCCUGAAGUCCACCACAAGCUCCUUUGUCUUCCUUGUAUUUAUGAGCAAGUUGUUAGCUCUGCACCACUCUGUCAGCCGCUCCACCUCAUCUCUAUAAUCCGUUUCACCCUCCCUUUCACGGAUGAGCCCAAUCACAGUUGUGUCAUCUGCAAAUUUAACAACCCUGUUAUUAGGGUGAGAAGCAAAGCAGCUCGUAAGCCUGAUCUUUACUGAACUGUUGCAACAGGGCACUCCCCUCUCACACACAGGAAAGGAGGAGGAACACAGAACAAAGGUGUUCCCGCCCCUAUAUAGACAUUUUAAAAUUGCCCGCCUUGGAGUCCAAGACCACCCCCAGAUACAGCAUACCUACAUCAAAGAAAGGGUGGUCUACAACAGAAAUCUGAGUGCGUUGUUUAUCUCCUGUCUGGCAGGUUACCUGUUAAUGCUCACUUGAUUGGAUACCCUGGGGAGCCUGGCCAGUCUUUUGUAAUGAAACAUUUGUAAGACUUUGUGUGUGUGUGUGUGUGUGUGUGUGUGUGUUAGUCUCAGGAACUUUGCUGAAAUGGUAUUUUUUAUCUCUUAUUUAGCCAGAGCAGACGAAGAAUUGAGAAUUCUGCUCAUUGGCAAAACCGGAUCCGGGAAGAGCGCAACAGGAAACACCAUCCUGGGGGCUGAGAAAUUUAAAAGCGCAUAUGGACUUGCUUCAACAACUCAGAAAUGCGAAUUUGAAACAGCCCGUGUUGAUGGCAGGACAAUUGUUGUUGUUGACACACCUGGGUUCUUUGAUACAAAAAUUAAGAAACGCUUCACGCAAAAUGAGCUUAAGGAAUGCAUUGACAUGGUUUCUCCUGGACCUCACACCAUCCUCAUCGUGAUAAAAGCAGGGAAGGUCACAAAGGGGGACCAGGAAGUAUUUUGGGAAGUGAAACGCCUCUUCAAGAAUGAAGGAAAGAACUAUCUGAUUCUUUUAUUCACCUAUAAAGAUGAGUUAGAUAAGAAUCAUUUAACUAUAAAUGAGUUCAUACGAGGCGCUGAGGGGAACCUGAAGGAUCUGAUUGAGAUGUCCGAAAGACGAUUGAUUGCUUUUAACAAUGUGGCUGAAGAAGAAGAAAAGCAGACUCAGGUAAAGAAGCUCAUUGGGAUGAUUGAUGGCUUGGUGGCACUCAAUGGCAGAACACCACUGUACACCGAAGAACAAUUCAAAAAGGACAUGUCUUGGUGGAGUUGGUUUACGUCUUGCUGGAGAUAAGACUUAAGUUAUUGUAAGUUUAAGUUAAGUCUGCUGCAAGUGGAUUUCUUAUGGACAGGGCCAAUCCUGAAUGUAUUGGAUUUGUGACCAUUCUGCUCAUUUGCCUUCAGUAGCUGUAAAGCUCUGCUGGAUGAAAUAUUCAUUGUCUCUGGUCUGUUUUUUUUUGGGGGGGGGAAUCCUGCAACGUGUUUGAGUUUUUACUCUCCUAACUAUACACUGGAGUUCUGCUGUGGAUCAAUACUGAGUAGAAUUCCAUGACAAUAACUUCUAUUUGUGUUGAUACAUUAAAUGAUUUAUAAAACUACAACUGAGGAACUCAAACUAUAUCCUUGUUCUUGCUGUGUGUGGCAAUUAUUCUGUCCCUGGUGUUUCUUCCUGUCCUCAUAAGAUGUUAUGUCUUUCUUUCCCUGGUUGUUGCUGUUCUCCAUCAUAUCAGAUUGUUGUUUCUGAAAUUUCUCCAUCGCUCCAUCCCGUGCUUCGUUGUUUUGCAACUUUUAACAACAACUGAAAAAUCACUCUGUCCCAAUAAAUGACCUGUUUUCACCAUUGUGCAUUUAUUUGGAAUGUAAAUGUUUCAUUUCUCCUGUUCCAUUUAAUUUUCCCAUAAAUCUUUUCAUUAGGCUUUUCAGUAUUGAUAUACUGAAGCAAAAGCAAAACCAAAUGGUGGAAAUAGUCAAAUAAAAAUGAGAUAAAAAAUACUACCCCAGCCACUUCACUUGUGGUUCCUGGGUUUAAUAGAUUAUUCAGUUUAAAGAAGUGAUAUUAAUCUUAUUUCUUUUUCUUUUUAAAAAUUCUGACAACAUAAUACAAUGUCUUGCAAACACUGAGCAAACAUCCCACUCUAGCCCAGAAGGCAGAGUUUAGGAAAUGAAUAAAAAAUAACUCCCCAAUAACACAGGUGAGUUCCUACCACAGACAACCGUUUGCACAGAAGGCAAGACACAAUUUAUGCUAACCCUGGCUGUUUUUUAAAGUCAAUGAAGUCUUGCUUUCAUUUUUAGCUGUGCAAAUAAUAAAGUUGUACAGAUCGGUUGCAAAGAGUCUUUAUGCUCCAAACCUUCUGCCAAUUUUAUUUUGUUAGCCCCUCCCCCCACAAGUGUGAUUUGUCAUACUUCAUUGUACCACAAAGGCUCACGCCUUUCCUUGAGUUUGUAUACAUAUUUAAGGCAUACUCCACAAGUGUCCUGGGAAAACUGGGACAUCCUGUUUUUCUCUGGUGAGGGAACAGCGGCCAUUUUGGUUGUUGUGAUCUCACACAAUUUCACAGCACAAUUCCCCUCCCCCAAUAAAGUGCUUUUUUCAGGGCUGCGAUCUUGCCUUAAAAUGCACAUUUUGGGGUGCCGUGCCCCAAAAAGUGCUUUAAUGGGGGGGCACAGUGUGAAAUCACGCGAGAUCACAGCGACCAAAAUAGCCAACAUGCUCUCUCGAUAAAAAACAGGAAGAUGGCAUCCCAGAUUUUGGCUUUGAAGUGUUGGAGGGUAUCCUUAAGAUACAUAUGUAAGAGGCUUCUUGUCUGUAAUUAUAUUUUGGGAAUAAUUCAUAUUCUUGUGUAGCUGCAUUGUUUUAUACUUUCUGGAUGUCCUAUGAUCAUAUUACAAAUCAAGCACAGCUAGUUGCUGCCCCUUUUCCUUUUCCAAGUAUUUCUUUUCUGAUCUCGCAGGGGGACCCCAAGGGCCUCAAAAGACAGCUCUAUCGCUUUAAGAAACUGCUGAGAAAGCCUUUACUCUCAGCGCAAGAACACAAGUCGCUAUACACGCAGGUUCACAGCACACGCAAUACAAAGCACAAUAGCUGUUGCAACAAAAAAGUGUUACUCAUUUAUACUGCACUUUUCAGACAAUACUUUUAUAAGAUAAGUGUUUAGGGACGUUUUUAAUGUCUGAUGCUGUAUUGUUUUUAAUAUUCAGUUGGAAGCCAGCCAGAUGGGCAUUGUAUAAAUAAUAACUUCUUCUUCUUCUUCUUCUUCUUCUUCUUCUUCUUCUUCUUCUUCUUCUUCGAAGGCCACGCAGGCACAGUAAAUUAAAGCUAUACUUAUGCUGGAAUCGCAGGCACGCUAAAGUGAAAUGUAUCUAAAUGAGUUUUGGUUAACAACAGCUAGUUUGCUUCCUUGAAUGAGGUAAUGAGAAAUCUUUCUAUGCAUGUGAUUCCAGGAAAUUUUAAUGCUUUGUGUAAGAAACCUAUAGGUAACCACCCUACCCCCCCCCCGGUGUUUGGGGGGCGGGGUUCAGUCUUUGUGGAAGUGAUCCUGCUGAACCUACUGCUUGGAAAGUAAUAAAAUCGUUGGACUCUGAUCUCCUCCUGGC
Messenger RNA from Podarcis lilfordi (Lilford's wall lizard), 4584 nucleotides. Lineage: Eukaryota; Metazoa; Chordata; Lepidosauria; Squamata; Lacertidae. The record is from the annotation of a GenBank genome assembly.